Molecule: messenger RNA, 1413 nt
Organism: Penicillium longicatenatum
Lineage: Eukaryota; Fungi; Ascomycota; Eurotiomycetes; Eurotiales; Aspergillaceae
Exons: 3
Source: RefSeq, a predicted model, not a curated record
GUGUGUUCUGGCUUUACGAUGGAGUAUAUCAACCAAAUGAAGAAUCGCCGGCGCUCGUCGCAGGUCUUGCAAGCACCAAAGCCUGUUCUGACCGAGGAGGAGGAAGCCUAUCUGCGACAGGUCACUUCGCCUGAAAGUGGAUCUAGUACUGUUGCGAAAGCAUCAUCGCCAGGAUCUGAAGUUCCUCCAGGAAGCUCUGAGUACCCCGUGCUGAAUGAGGGUGCCGAAACUAUCCCUCUUCCUGCCUCGCCUGCUGAGGAGUUUGGGAAGGAGCUGGGAGAACAAGGGCGACGGACGAGCCAACUUUCCGGCGGCUCUGCAAACAAAGAGUCAGAACUUGUGAAGCCACAAGACUCAGGAGCCCCAGAGAAGAAAAAGAAAAGAUGGAGUACAAUGUUCUGGAAGAAGAACGCAGACUCCAAGAAUGACAAAGACAAGGAUGCUGCAAAGGAUGACACUUCACAAUCUCAACCACCCGUUCCUCCAUCGACGACAACACCGCCGGACAAUGGACAAGAAGCUCAGAAGGACCAAGAGGAUAUGAUAGAUAUCCUGGAACGACUGAAUCUGGCAGCAGAUAACAAUCGUGUUUUUUCCGUCAGCGAUGAAACGCAGGAACUGCUUCGCAAGUUCAAAUUGAUCUUCAAGGAUCUGAUCAAUGGUGUUCCUACGGCCUAUCGCGACUUGGAGAUGCUCCUGACGAACGGGAAUCGCCAAUUGCAAGACACUUAUACCAAGCUGCCUGGCUUCCUUCAAAAGCUAAUCGAGAAGCUCCCUGAAAAGUGGACCGAGACUUUGGCACCAGAGAUGCUUGCCGUGGCCAGUGAACGGGCCACUCAAAGUGGAGUCAACAUGGAAAACGUUGGCAAAGCUGCCGCUGCAGCCGAGAAGAUGGGAGUCAACAUUCCCAGUCUGAAGGAGCUAGUUUCUAAGCCUGCUGCGAUCGUGGGUAUGCUACGGUCCAUUAUGGCAUUUUUGAGGGCACGUUUCCCGGCCGUGUUGGGCAUGAACGUUCUCUGGUCAUUGGCGUUGUUUAUUCUCCUAUUCGUGCUCUGGUACUGCCAUAAGCGUGGGCGUGAGGUCCGUCUUGAGAACGAACGCCUGGUCACGGAGGAGGAGAUCAAUAAGUUGAAUGAGGAUUCCUCUGAAGCCAGAAUACGUCCCACUGAGACUUUUACGACCACCGCACCUCAAGGAGCUUCAGCCGAAGAGAUCCGCGAGGGCGUGCGAAAAGUGGAACAAGCUCGAGCAUCCUCAGCAUUGGAAGCUGCAGCUUCGGAGCCCCAGAGCCCCAUGGAGACCACUGCUUCCUCCACGGUCCCUACUCGAACCAAGUCGCGGCUAUCUAUCUUUGGACGAGCAAAGACUGAACCGGGCCCCUCCUCUAAUAUUGCCCCUUAUCCUGGGACUUGA